AUGGUGAAAAAUAUAAACAUACUGGAGAAGGCACAAGCUGAGGUGAGGGAAGUCUUUAGAAGAAAAGGGAAGAAAAUCGAUGAAGGAAGCAUUGAAGAAAUCAAAUUCUUGAAGCUAAUUAUAAAAGAGACUAUGAGUCUGCAUCCUCCUAUUCCCUUGUUAAUUCCAAGAGAAUGUAGAGAAGCAUGUGUGAUUAAUGGAUUUGAUAUACCCAUCAAAACCAGACUCAUGCUUGGAGAAAUUUCUGCAAUUAUUGCUUCAGUGCCAGAGUUCGCGAAAGAAGUGAUGAAAACUCAUGAUACUACAUUUGCAUCAAGGCCUUAUAAUCCAACAACAAGUAUCAAUGAACGCAAGAAGUCUGACAAGAGUAAUGGAGAUAAACAUCUGGUUAAUGUUCUCUUCAAACUUCAAGAGCAAAUCAAUCUUCAAUUUCCAUUAACUAACAAAAACAUCAAAGUGGACAUGUUUAGUGCUGGCAUCGAGACAUCUUUGACAGUAUUGGAGGGGACAAUUUCUAAAUUGAUAAAGAAUCCAACAGUGAUGGAAAAAGCACAAGCUGAAGUGAGGGAAGUCUUUAAUAGAAUGGAAAAGGUUGAUGAAACGGGUAUUAUUGAAAUGAAGUUCUUGAAACUAGUGAUAAAAAAGACUAUGAGGUUGCAUCCUGCUGUUCAUUUGUUAAUUCCAAGAGUAUGUAGAGAGAAAUGUGAGAUUAGUGGGUUCAAUGUACUUACCGAUACCAACAUCAUGGUUAACGCAUGGGCGAUUGGAAGAGAUCCAGAAUAUUGGAAUGUACCUGAGACUUUUAAUCCUGAGAGGUUCAUUGAUAGUUCUAUUCACUACAAGGGUACCAAUUUUGAGUACAUCCCAUUUGGUGCUUGA
Molecule: messenger RNA, 879 nt
Organism: Pistacia vera
Lineage: Eukaryota; Viridiplantae; Streptophyta; Magnoliopsida; Sapindales; Anacardiaceae
Product: premnaspirodiene oxygenase-like
Exons: 3
Coding region: 1-879 (292 amino acids)
Molecular function (GO): monooxygenase activity; oxidoreductase activity, acting on paired donors, with incorporation or reduction of molecular oxygen; heme binding
Source: RefSeq, a predicted model, not a curated record